Zeugodacus cucurbitae (melon fly) is the source of this 1910-nucleotide messenger RNA. It is a transcript of the gene Secp43, whose product is annotated as tRNA selenocysteine 1-associated protein 1. Gene Ontology annotation, molecular function: RNA binding. The coding region runs from base 174 to 1217 and encodes 347 amino acids. The transcript has 2 exons. NCBI's taxonomy places the organism in Eukaryota, Metazoa, Arthropoda, Insecta, Diptera, Tephritidae. The record is from RefSeq and is a predicted model, not a curated record.
AGGAAGAAUAUACAGUUUAUAAACUUUUGAAUGUCAAAAGCAUUAUUUGUUUUUGUUAUUCAAUUCUUAAAUUCAAACCAAAGAUUUAACACUGUAAACUUUUAGUCGAUACUUUAAUAUACCAACGUUUAUUAGAGCACAUUGUUUUGAGGAAAAUACUUAAUAACAACAAGAUGUCAUCAUCCGUUCAUUGCCAAUUAUGGAUGGGCAGCUUGGAGCCAUACAUGACGGAAAACUUCAUAAUAGCAGCUUUUCGUAAAAUGGGAGAGGAGCCAACUACAGUGCGUCUAAUGAGGAACAAAUAUACUGGGGAACCGGCGGGCUAUUGCUUUGUUAAUUUUGCGACUGACGAGAGUGCAAUGGACGCAAUGCAUAAACUAAAUGGCAAACCAAUACCUGGAACUAAUCCAAUUGUUCGCUUUCGAUUAAAUAGUGCAAGUAAUUCGUAUAAACUUCCUGGAAAUGAGCGAGAAUUCAGUGUAUGGGUUGGAGACUUAAGCUCGGAUGUGGAUGAUUAUCAACUUUAUAAGGUAUUCUCAACAAAAUACACUUCUAUAAAGACCGCCAAGGUGAUUUUAGACAGUUCCGGUUUCUCGAAAGGAUACGGGUUCGUGCGAUUCGGUAUCGAGGAUGAACAAAAAUCAGCAUUAUAUGAUAUGAACGGAUACUUUGGUUUAGGAACUAAGCCCAUAAAAAUUUGUAAUGCUGUUCCAAAACCAAAGAAUGAAUUAGGCGUUGCACUUGGUACAACUAGUAAUUACGGCUAUGGCGGUGUUGGUAUUACGGGGACAUCGACCACAACAGCGACAACUACGGAUUAUUCUCAAUACUAUGAUCCUACUAGUACAUACUGGCAGAAUUAUAACUCCUGGCAAGGAUAUUAUGAUCAAAGUGGAGCAGGAGCUAUAUCUGAUCCCAAUAAUGCGUACUAUCAACAAUCAAUGGCGCAGUCCCAUGCAAAUCCACAAACAUUGGCGCAGCAUGCAGAGGCAUGGAGUGCUCAGCGUGCUGCACAAUAUGAACAACAAGCAGCAGCUACUGCUGCUGCAAAUAAUACAACUAAUGUUAAUGAGGACGAUGACUACGCAUUGGUGGAACAUAAGUUUACAUUGGAUAUAGACAAAUUAAACCGCGAGGCAUUGGAUGCAGAUCGUCUGUUAUAUGACGCUUUAGAGAGUUCAAAAUGGCUCCCACUUGAACAGUUGGAGACAUAUUAAACAUUUUUGCGUACACAAACAACUUAGUAUACAAAAUUUUAUAUUUUUCAAGAAAUAAAUAUGCAUAUAACUUAUUCUGAUAAAAAAUGGAAAAACUGUUUUGAAUGGUCUGCUUAAACGCAUUUUUAGGUUAAGGACUUUUUAUUUUAAUUAAGAAAUAUUCAUCGAAUUUUAAUUAACUUAAUUUCCAGAUUCAUAUACUAGUAUGUAAAUGCAUACACAACUUCGUAAUAUAUUUGUGCGCCAAGUUUCUUUUCGUAUAAUUUUUUAUUACAAAGUAUAUGCUACAAACGAAAACAAAAUUAAUUAUAGUGCUCAAUAAAUAUUCAAAGUUGGACCAAGUGUUGACUACCUUUCGGAUUCGUAAACCAAUUUAAUGUGUACAUAGUCUUUUAUAUUCAUUAUGAUAAAUGGAGAUGUGUAUAAAUACAUUUUUGAAAUAACUUUGGCUUGGACCGAUUUACAUAACUCAAAUGCGAGUAAAUAUAAUAUAAACUCAUUCAAAAGGCAUUUUUCUUAAAUACGAUACGAUCCAUAAAGAUUUUGAGUCGGAAUUUGUAUUUUACGAAUUUUAACCAAAAAAAUUUCAUUUGACUUUCUUUGAUUCUUUCUUUUUAGUUGCUCCACUGUUACUACCGGAGUUAUCUUUAGUUUCUUUUUUCUCAGGCUUUUCCUCAGGAUGAUCUUCGUAAC